Messenger RNA from Portunus trituberculatus (swimming crab), 1654 nucleotides. RefSeq lists its product as uncharacterized. Gene Ontology annotation, cellular component: extracellular region. NCBI's taxonomy places the organism in Eukaryota, Metazoa, Arthropoda, Malacostraca, Decapoda, Portunidae. Bases 79 to 783 code for a protein of 234 amino acids. The transcript is spliced from 4 exons. The record is from RefSeq and is a predicted model, not a curated record. Gene Ontology annotation, molecular function: chitin binding.
ACAUCCGGCAACCCUGCGUGGCCGGCGGGUAUAUAAAGAGUGGAAUGACAAUGGCGGCUCAUUUCCUUUGCCGAGAAGAUGGUUCCCUUCCUGUACGUGGUGGUGGCUGCCGCCCUCGCCGUGCCCCACACACUCUCCCUGGACCAAGAGGUGGACUUGACGGUCGGGCCGGGCUGUGUGGAGGGUAACUUGGUGUACCCAGCCCCCCCUGACUAUGUGAAGUGCCCCGACCCUGAUGAAGCUGAGACGACCCUCAUCACUAAUUAUGACGACUGCUCCUCAUACUUCCGGUGCUACGACUUGACGCCUAAGCUGGAGUGUUGCCCGAAGGGAAUGUUGUACGAUCCGCCCAUGAGAGUGUGUGACGACCCUCCCCACGUGGACUGUGGCACCAGACCCAUCCUAGACUACCCCCCCACCACUACCACUACCACCACCACUACCACCACCACCACUACUACCACCACCACAACGCCUGAAUCCAGCUCCACCAGCUCCACCAGCACAGAGAUUUCAAGCACGCUAGUUCCAGGUAUAGACCCGAAGUGCCACGACAUGCCUGGCUACACGGGGCGCCUUCCUGUGGAGAACGACUGCACCAUGUACUACCAGUGUGACGGCACUGUCUCCGGCAAUAUCAAAAUAUUCCAUUGUCCAGUGGAUAAGGAUUUCGGCCAGAUGGUGUACGAUCCAACGACUCAAACGUGUGAUUUCCAGUGGCGCUACCCUUGUGACGACCAUAAGAUACACCCACGCUUCCCGUUUUAUUUCUAUUGGCUCUAAUUGCGUGGUUUGAGGCGUCUUUUCAGUUCUCCUGAGACAAGGGCUUAGAUUCUAAAGUCUUAGGAGCUCCGCCCACUUGACAACUGGAAAACUGACCAAGCGGGAAAAGUGUUGUGCAAUUCAUUGGCGACGUGUCCCUCACAGAGACAGCAGCAGCCCGAGUCACUCGCUCUUUGAAGUGUAAGCUGCUUAGAAGUGAGCAGCUGGUCUUGCAAGGCUUGUGAGGUUAUCACUUGAAUAAAGGUAAUCAUAUAGGGCCGAUUAUUUGUUUAUUUAUCAGAUGGAAGAGAAGGACAGGCAGACACAUUGGUUACUCUUGUUCAAUGGUUGUUACAUCGAAAUAAUGCCUGGUGAAGCCAAACAUCAUAGUGAAAUUUAUUGAAUGGUCUUGUACAUACGGCAGUAAGUGAGUGGCUGUGUCUCGCUCCGCCCCGCUGCCUGCCUCUCUCUGCCGUCGGCCUCUCUCUGAUUCCCCUGGGAGCUAAGGAAGGCUGCGUCACUAGUAGUUAGUUGUAAGGUCCCGCAGCUCCCAGGAGACCUGCGCGGAAGGAAAGUGUGGGAGAAUGACUGUUUCCUAAGCACUUCAGAAGAACUGAAAAAGACGCCUUUGAUAGUCAGUGGUGGUGGUGGUGGUGGUGGUGUCUUGUUAUGAUUAUUGCUCCUUUUUAGUUCUUUAAUCUUAUUGCUACUACAACAACAACAACUACAACUACAACUACUACUACUACUACUACUACUACUACUACUACUACUACUACUACUACUACUGUUACUACUACUACUGUAAUUGCAAGCAUUCGUGUGGCGUUGUGGUCCUCGAGGUAAUGUUUUUGAGUGAAUGAAUAAGUGAAUGAACACAAAUUAAUGAGGA